AUGCCGCUGGAAGCGACAAUGCUGGUGAUUGACAACUCAGAGUGGAUGCGGAACGGUGACUACCCGCCAUCGCGCUGGGAGGCUCAGGCAGAUGCAGUCAAUAUUGUGUUCGACGCAAAGACGAACUCCAACCCGGAGAAUAUGGUCGGUAUCAUGACCAUGGCCGGCAAGAGUCCAGAAGUGAAGGUUACGCUCACGCAGGAUGUGGGCAGGGUGUUUGCAGCAUUGCACGAUAGCAAGCUCGAUGGAACAGUGAAACUUUGCACAGGCAUUAAUGUCGCGCAGCUGGCACUCAAGCAUCGCCAGAACAAGAACCAGCGGCAGCGCGUGGUGGUAUUUGUAGGGUCGCCGGUCGCAGAUACGUCGGAGAGCUUGCUUGCACUGGCCAAGAAGCUGAAGAAGAACAAUGUCGCUGUCGACGUCGUCAAUUUUGGCGAAGACGAACUCAACCAGGACAAACUUGCCAAGUUCGUCGAAGCGGUGAACAGCAGUGAGAAUAGCCAUCUGCUCACGGUUCCGACCGGCGCGAAUCUGUUGGCUGAUACCCUCAUCUCGUCUCCGAUUGUCUCGGAGGGCGCGCCGGAAGCGAGUAGCUCCGGUGAGGGAGGAGCAGGAGUUGAUCCGCAGCUGGGCGUGGACCCGAGCCUAGAUCCGGAGCUUGCUAUGGCAUUGCGCAUGUCGCUCGAGGAGGAGCAGGUGCGUCAGCGGGCUACACAAUCGGGGACAGAUACCGCAGAAGGUGCUGCUGGGUCCAUGGUGCCGCAUGGCGCGCCUCCGAUCACAGGGACUGCCGGGCUCGAUACCAAUGAGUCCAACGAUGCACAGUCGGAGCAGGCACUUUUGGAGCAGGCGAUCGCUCUUUCGCAGAACGGAGCUCCAGAGCAGGCAAGUGCUCCGGGCGCAGCUCGCGCUACUGUUGCGGGCGCAAACGACGGCGAUGAGGACGAAGAUAUGACCGAGGAAGACGCUAUUGCUAGGGCUAUCGAAAUGAGUCUGAUGGAUGGCAAUCAGAGUAGGCCGGACUCAAAUCAAAACUAG
Messenger RNA from Malassezia vespertilionis, 1038 nucleotides. It is a transcript of the gene RPN10, whose product is annotated as proteasome regulatory particle base subunit rpn10. Gene Ontology annotation, molecular function: polyubiquitin modification-dependent protein binding. Bases 1 to 1038 code for a protein of 345 amino acids. The record is from RefSeq and is a predicted model, not a curated record. NCBI's taxonomy places the organism in Eukaryota, Fungi, Basidiomycota, Malasseziomycetes, Malasseziales, Malasseziaceae. The transcript has a single exon. Gene Ontology annotation, cellular component: nucleus; cytosol; proteasome regulatory particle, base subcomplex. Gene Ontology annotation, biological process: proteasome-mediated ubiquitin-dependent protein catabolic process.